UAAUGCAAACUCUGACAUUUCAAUUCAUCUUUUGUGAAAACAUAUGUAAAUAAUUACGCGUCAUUAAAAAUUCCAAACAAAUCGAUCAACAAAAUUAUUAUCAAAUUUAAUAUUAUUCAGCAAAAACAGUAGGUGUAUCAAUAAAUUUGUAAGAUUCUUAGUGAUUGCAUUGCUAUUUGGCGCUCUGCUGAUUGGCAUUUUCUAAAUCUGUUACGCCCAUCAAAGAAGUUCGUAAGACCGAAUCAACGUAAAACGUAAAUACGACAAAGCGUUUUCCGCUCCUGAAUAGCUUAGAAAAUUCGACUUUUGGAAAUAUCAAUUUUCAAAACAUGACGUACGAUAGCCUUACCGAAGAUCAACGGUUCCAACUGUUGCAAUUGAUACAGGAAAGGCCUAUCUUGUAUGACAAGAGCAAUGAAGGAUAUAAGAACGUUACGGAGAAGGAACUGGCUUGGCAAGAUGUGGCCAGAAGAGUUCGGGCACAGGUUAAUGCUUGCAAAGUUGCUUGGAAAUCUAUGCGAGAUCAAUAUCAACGGAAUAUGAAGCUGCCAAAAGAAAAGAGGAAAAAUUUUCGAUAUUUGCCAAAAAUGUCCUUUUUAAAUGGGAAAACCAAGGCAUUUAGAAAUUCAUCAUCUCUUUCGAUGGAUGACUUUACAUCUGAGUAUUACUAUGACAAUACAUCAAAUACACCCAAACAUGAAUUGGAAUACGAUGACAGCACAGACUAUGGAGACUAUAAUGAAACAACAACAACAAUAGAACCUGCAGAAAACAUAUCCAAGCUCGAUGAGCCGAAUACAAAAUCUUCAGCAAACAAUAUUGAAAAAAUUGAUGACAAAUUAUCAGUUCCAUUAUCCCCGCACGAGGAAGAGGAAUAUAUUUAUAUAAAAGAAGGCAAAGAGGAUCCAGAUUAUAACAUUGAGAAUAUGGCAAGCACGUUAUUUGAUACCUUUAAUAAUUUGAUCAAUAAACGUUACCAAUCAAAUGAGGAUGACAACGAUUUAUUUAUGAAAAUGCUGGCGAAAAAGAUGAAAACUUUACCAAAUUUGGUAAGAAAUCGUUUACAAGAAAGUUUUUUGGAACAAGUAAAUUAUGAAAUAACGAAUAAUGAGAUACAACGGAAUAAAAGAAGAAAACUUUCAUAAUUAA
This is a messenger RNA of Musca domestica (house fly), 1149 nucleotides long. RefSeq lists its product as uncharacterized. Gene Ontology annotation, cellular component: nucleus; transcription regulator complex. The record is from RefSeq and is a predicted model, not a curated record. NCBI's taxonomy places the organism in Eukaryota, Metazoa, Arthropoda, Insecta, Diptera, Muscidae. The coding region runs from base 330 to 1145 and encodes 271 amino acids. Gene Ontology annotation, biological process: regulation of transcription by RNA polymerase II. The transcript has 3 exons.